AUGACGCCGCUGCUCUUCCUAACGCCGGCCAAAGUUGAGAUUGCCAAGGAAGACGUCGAGGUGUACGAAUCCAUUUUCCUGCCCAGUGGCGUGUCCACUGCUGCGUUCGUGCAGCUGAUGCAGCGCAGCCAUCGCAAGCGCAAAGAAGCCGGGCAGCUAGUCGUGAAAGGUGGCGUGCCUUUCGGCAAGGUGGUGCUCCUCUUGCGAGGUGAGGCAGUGGCUUUGCAUAGUCUCGAACCAGACCAGAAUCCCGAGGGAGACACGCUGCCCGCGCUCUUGGAGAAGGGUGAGGUGAGUCACCGCUACCUCGGCCGCCUCGAGGUCUCAGCAUCUUCGAUGCACAGCCAGGGACUGGGCGUCCGCAGCAUUACCAGCCGGGGGUCCAUCGUGAAUGGGACAGCGAUCGCCCAUCCGCCCCGGAUCGAGGAGCCGUAUCCAAACGACGUGGUUGCGAAGACGAACGUCGAGUGGGUGGAGUGGGACUACGCCGAUCUCAUGGAUGCCAUGAAGGCGGUGCAAAGUUCCUGGUGUUUCGCUUCCUCCUCCAUCGUUGUUGCAGGGUAA
Messenger RNA from Symbiodinium sp. CCMP2592, 564 nucleotides. The record is from the annotation of a GenBank genome assembly. NCBI's taxonomy places the organism in Eukaryota, Dinophyceae, Suessiales, Symbiodiniaceae.